Messenger RNA from Xyrichtys novacula (pearly razorfish), 281 nucleotides. The record is from the annotation of a GenBank genome assembly. Lineage: Eukaryota; Metazoa; Chordata; Actinopteri; Labriformes; Labridae.
AUGAGCCGGUGUUCGCAGGUCGUUCAAGGACUCAUCAAAGCGUUCAUGAUUCACGCAGCUCCAACAAUCCCAACAGCUCCGAUUGACAAGACGCCCCCGAGGUCGGCCUUUAACUGGCUAGUAGCCCUGAGCGAGAAUUCAGAAGGCAACCAGGAUGAGCUACCAUCAAGGAGCGACUUGUGUUUGAGGUUCACAGUGUGCCACAAGUCAUGCUCAAUGUCAACAGAAAGGGAAGCUGAGGAAUCUGGGGUUCAAAAAGCCAUUAGUGGGACAGCUAUGCU